Morone saxatilis (striped sea-bass) is the source of this 1057-nucleotide messenger RNA. It is a transcript of the gene hcfc1b, whose product is annotated as host cell factor C1b. The record is from RefSeq and is a predicted model, not a curated record. NCBI's taxonomy places the organism in Eukaryota, Metazoa, Chordata, Actinopteri, Moronidae. Gene Ontology annotation, biological process: regulation of DNA-templated transcription; chromatin remodeling. Gene Ontology annotation, molecular function: transcription coactivator activity; protein binding. Gene Ontology annotation, cellular component: histone methyltransferase complex.
GCGAGUCGUUGGGAGUGGAAACGUCUGAAGGCCAAGGCUCCAAAGAACGGCCCGCCCCCCUGCCCCCGCCUUGGACACAGCUUCUCUCUGAUUGGUAGUUCCUGCUACCUGUUCGGAGGGCUGGCCAAUGACAGCGAAGACCCCAAGAACAACAUCCCCAGGUAUCUGAACGACCUGUACUGUCUGGAGCUGCGUCCGGGCUCCAGCGUGGUUGGCUGGGAGAUCCCGCUGACGUCGGGUCAGCCACCGCCGCCUAGGGAAAGCCACACUGCGGUGGUGGCGAGCGGCCGUGGAGGAAACAGACUCAUCAUCUACGGAGGGAUGAGUGGCUGCAGACUGGGAGACCUGUGGGUGCUGGACAUAGACUCUCUGAUGUGGAGUAAACCGGCUCUCAGUGGAACCGCCCCCCUUCCUCGCAGCCUCCACUCUGCUACUACCAUCAACAACAAGAUGUAUGUGUUUGGGGGGUGGGUUCCUCUGGUGAUGGAUGAUGUCAAAGUGGCAACUCAUGAGAAGGAGUGGAAGUGUACCAACACACUGGCCUGCCUCAACCUGGACACAAUGUGCUGGGAGACAGUCCUGAUGGACAGUGUGGAGGAGAACGUCCCCAGAGCGCGAGCAGGUCACUGCAGCGUCGCCAUCAACUCCAGACUCUACAUCUGGAGUGGCAGGGAUGGAUACAGGAAGGCCUGGAACAACCAGGUGUGCUGCAAGGACCUCUGGUACCUGGAGACAGAGCGUCCCUGUGCCCCCUCUCGGGUGCAGCUGGUUCGGGCCAACACAUCGUCUCUGGAGGUGAGCUGGGGGCCGUCACAGACCGCCGACACCUACCUGCUGCAGCUGCAGAAGUACGACAUUCCCGCCACACCUGCGGCCGCCUCAGCUGCCCCUUGCUCCACCCCCAUCGCCACACCUGGGGCCAGCUCCCCCAAAAGCCCCACCCCCGUCGCCAUGACACCAGCUAACCAGACUGUCCCACUGUCCAGUAUCAGCCUGGUCCCCCCCCCCACUGCCUCUGUACCUGGAAGUCCACUGGCUGCUGCUGCCAAAGCACCAG